Messenger RNA from Didymella exigua CBS 183.55, 1596 nucleotides. RefSeq names its product multidrug transporter. Bases 1 to 1596 code for a protein of 531 amino acids. Gene Ontology annotation, biological process: transmembrane transport. NCBI's taxonomy places the organism in Eukaryota, Fungi, Ascomycota, Dothideomycetes, Pleosporales, Didymellaceae. The transcript is spliced from 4 exons. The record is from RefSeq and is a predicted model, not a curated record. Gene Ontology annotation, molecular function: transmembrane transporter activity.
AUGCGGCCCAACUCAUUGCGCGAGAAGAGCGACGAUGAGAAGUCGAACAGCAGUCCCCAGGACCUCGAAGACAGCGAGCUUCCGCAUCCGUCUACGCGCCCACCCGCGAUUCCUGACGCAGAGGGCCGUCGCGAACUGAAGGAAUGGGAUUGCUGGGAUAGGCUGGCCUACUCAUGGCCAAAGUGGAAGAAGGCCAUGUAUCUUUCAUCAAUUGCUGGUAUUCAGAUAUCCAUGAACUUCAACACUUCGGUCUACCCAAGUGCCGUCAAACCCUUGGUUGAACACUUCGACAUCAGCGAUCAGCAAGCCCGAGUCGGUCAGAUGAUCUACCUAAUUAUGUACUCGUUUGGUUGCGAGCUAUGGGCUCCUUGGUCAGAGGAGUUUGGCAGGUGGCCAAUUCUGCAGCUGAGUUUGUUCUUCAUCAACAUCUGGCAAAUUCCCAACUCGGUCGCACCCAACUACGCCACUAUCGUCGUCUGUCGAGCCCUUGGCGGUUUGUCUACAGCGGGAGGUAGCGUUACGCUCGGAUUGAUCGCUGAUCUCUACGAACCGGAAACCCAGCACUGGCCCUUGCUCUUCAUCGUUUUAUCUUCUACGAUCGGUACCAGUAUCGGAGGCGUGAUCGGAGGUCCUAUCGAGAAAUACCUGUCAUGGCAGUGGAACUUCUGGAUCCAACUCAUCUUCGGCGUUGUGGUCCAAGCUGUGCACUUCUUCAUGCCCGAAAGUCGCUCCACAAUCUUGAUGGAUCGCGAGGCGAAGCGACGUCGCGAGAGUGGUGAAGACCCCAACAUCUACGGCCCGAACGAGCUCAAGAAGCCGCGCAUCUCGCUGAAGGAAGCUGGUAAGAUCUGGUUGCGGCCUUUCGAGAUGUUCGUGCGCGAACCUAUCGUCUUGUUCUUAUCUCUUCUCUCAGGCUUCUCUGAUGCUCUGAUCUUCACGUUUCUGGAGGCUUUCGCGAUCACAUACCCAACCAACUUUGGGUUCGGCACCCUUCAGGUUGCCUGGGCGUUUAUUCCGAUCAAUGCGUCCUACGUCUUUACCUAUUUCCUGUACUAUCCCAUUUUUUGGCGAAAUGAAUCUCGAAUAAAGAGACAUGGCCCCGACUACUACGCGCCUGAACGACGUCUGCAGCCUUUGUUGUGGCUUGCGAUCUUUGAGCCCAUUGGUCUCAUUGGCUUUGCAUGGACCUGCAUUGGACCACCACAGACACAUUGGAUCGCGCCCUUCAUCUUUAGCUUUUUAGUGGGUCUCGCCAACUUCGCCAUCUACUACUCGUCCGUCGACUACAUGAUUGCAGCCUACGGCCCGUACGCGGCUUCUGCUACUGGUGGCAAUGCAUUCGCUCGCGAUUUCCUCGCUGGUAUAUCCGCAAUGUACGCAGCGCCUCUGUACCACAACCUCAGCCAAACCCGUCCAUCAGAGCUAGCAACCACAACACUGGCAGGAUUAUCCUGUCUUGUUGUUGUGCCGAUCUACGUUUUUUACUAUAAAGGGCCGGAGAUCCGGAAGGCGAGUAAAUUUGCCUCAAUCCUUGCAGAAGACAGGAAGGCAGACAACGUUAGACGACUCAGCAAAGCGGACAAUCUCCCGGCCUAG